Messenger RNA from Rhincodon typus (whale shark), 1458 nucleotides. Its product is annotated as solute carrier family 22 member 5-like. NCBI's taxonomy places the organism in Eukaryota, Metazoa, Chordata, Chondrichthyes, Orectolobiformes, Rhincodontidae. The record is from RefSeq and is a predicted model, not a curated record. Gene Ontology annotation, molecular function: transmembrane transporter activity. The coding region runs from base 1 to 1458 and encodes 485 amino acids. Gene Ontology annotation, biological process: transmembrane transport. Gene Ontology annotation, cellular component: membrane. The transcript is spliced from 10 exons.
AUGGUGGUUGUAUGUGCAAUGUUCAGUGUAAUCACCAUUCAUGCAAUGUUGAAACAGUUGUGCCUCGGGAAACAGGAUGUGGGUAGCAUUCAGGUAUUGGCUGAUAAAUGGCAAGUGACAGUCAUUCACUUGAAUGGCUUGUCUGUAAUUUUCCCUAAACCACACAAAUUACAUUUUUCAUUUUGUUUUGCAUUUCAGUGGAACUUGGUAUGCAAUGAUGACUGGAAAGCGCCAUUUGCUAUGUCAGUGUUCUUUGGGGGAGUGCUGACUGGUUCCUUUAUUUCUGGUCAGUUAUCUGACAGGUUUGGAAGGAAGUUAGUUAUGUUUGGAACUAUGGCAGUCCAGACUGUAUUCAGCAUGCUUCAAGCAUUCUCUCCAAAUUGGGAGAUAUUCUGCGUUCUCAAUUUCCUUGUGGGUCUUGGACAAAUUUCAAACUUGGUGGCUGCCUAUGUUCUUGGAUCUGAGCUUCUUGGGAAAUCCAUUCGGGUUAUAUUCGCGACACUGGGAGCUUUUAUUCCUUAUGCAAUCGGCUACAUGGCCCUUCCUUUGGUAGCGUACUUCAUACGAAGCUGGUCGAUGUUGCUUUUCAUCCUGUCUGUCUCUGGCGUGUUGUACGUUCCUUUGUGGUGGUUUAUUCCUGAAUCUCCACGCUGGUUGUUGAUAAAGGGCAGGGUAAAGGAAGCUGAAGGACUACUCCGACAUGCUGCCAAGAAAAACGGUAUCACUCCUCCAGAUGUUCUCUUCAGUGAUGUUGAGCUCGAAGAUAUGAAGGCUAAAAGUAAACAAACUCAUUCAAUUAUUCACUUGUUUAAAACUCGUAAUAUCCGAGCCAUCACGCUCAUAAACUUGCUAGUUUGGAUGAUUUUAACAGCUGAAUACUUUAGUCUGUCUUUGAACACACCCAAUCUCCAUGGUGAUGACUAUUUGAACUGUUUCUUCGCUGGUGCCAUCGAAGUUCCGGCCUAUAUAGCAUCUUGCCUUUUGCUGCAGAGGUUUUCCCGAAGGUUCAGCCUUUCAAGCACUCUGUUUCUGGGUGGAAUUGUCCUUUUCUUCAUUCAAACCAUUCCUUCAAAUCUUGCAGCAAUUUCCACUGUGCUAGUAAUGAUCGGAAAAUUUGGAACCACAACAGCCUUUGCAAUAGUUUUUGUUUACACUAGUGAGCUGUAUCCAACCACAGUGAGAAACAUGGGUGUCGGAUUGAGCUCGAUGGCUUCGAGGGUGGGCAGCAUCAUCUCACCUUACGUCUUCUAUCUCGGAAUUUACCAUGAAUUUCUGCCGUAUAUUCUGAUGGGGACCUUGACAGUGUUUUCAGCAAUUCUCGUCUUGUUUCUGCCUGAGACCAACAAUAUUCCACUCCCAGAAACUAUUGACCAGAUGCAGAAAAUAAAAAGGUGGGCAAGGCCAAAGAACAAAUUAAAGGCAGAGAUGAGUGGUAUUACUGAGUCACUGGAGGCAUGA